Molecule: messenger RNA, 855 nt
Organism: Tauraco erythrolophus (red-crested turaco)
Lineage: Eukaryota; Metazoa; Chordata; Aves; Musophagiformes; Musophagidae
Source: RefSeq, a predicted model, not a curated record
ACAUCAAUUUGUCAGAAUUGUCAGCACAAUACCGCUGGUCACCACUGUGAGAGAUGUGCGCUGGGAUUUUAUGGCAUUGUCCAAGGCUCUCCAGAUGACUGUCAGCCUUGUGCUUGUCCCCUGUCCGUUUCUAGCAACAAUUUUAGCCCUUCUUGUGUUGCGGAAGGACAUGGUGAUUACCGGUGUACUGCAUGCCCACCUGGAUAUGAAGGCCAGUACUGUGAAAGAUGUUCCUCUGGCUACAUGGGAAAUCCACAGACUCCAGGAGGCUCCUGCCAGGAAUGUGAGUGUGAUCCAUACGGUUCCCUGCCUGUCCCUUGUGACCCUGUCACUGGACAAUGCACUUGCAGGCCUGGAUUCACAGGGUGGAAGUGUGCUGGCUGUGAACAUCGGCAUGCGCGUGAUGGCAUGAAAUGCAUUUCUUGUGAUGAUGAAUGCACAGGACUCCUUCUCAGUGAUCUGGAUAGGCUAAACCAGAUGAUACUGAGUGUUAACCUUAGUGGUCCACUUCCUGCUCCAUAUAAAGCGUUGCAUGGUUUUGAGAACAUGACACAAGAAUUAAAGCAUUUGCUUUCACCUCAACGAGCACCAGAGAGACUACUUCAGCUAGCGCAAGAAAAUCUGGAUACCCUGGUGACAGAAAUGGACGAGCUACUGACAAGAGCUACCAAGGUGACAGCAGAUGGUGAACAAACCAGGCAGGAUGCUGAGAGGACUAAUGACAGAGCGAAAUCUCUCGGACAAUUCAUCAAAAGCAUUCUUCAAGCUGCUGAAGUUAUUUGAAGAAAAGCUAUUACGAUGAAGUAACUAACUGGGCUUAGCUUUUGUUUAUUUUAAAAGCAGUUAAAAACGUGU